Molecule: messenger RNA, 768 nt
Organism: Lathyrus sativus (Indian pea)
Lineage: Eukaryota; Viridiplantae; Streptophyta; Magnoliopsida; Fabales; Fabaceae
Source: the annotation of a GenBank genome assembly
AUGAUUAGCUCGAAUUCGAACGGCGAUGAUGAGAAUAACGAUAAAGUGAGAGGUUCGUGGAGUCCGCAAGAAGAUGACACAUUGAGGAGAUUGGUGAAAGAAUACGGUCCACGAAACUGGUCUGUGAUAAGCAACGGAAUCCCCGGUCGUUCUGGAAAAUCUUGCCGUUUGCGGUGGUGUAAUCAGCUGAGUCCCGACGUUCAACAUCGCGCUUUCACUCCGGAGGAAGAUAACAUCAUACUUCAAGCGCACGCGGUUCACGGAAACAAAUGGGCGACGAUUUCUCGUCUUCUACCAGGUCGAACCGACAACGCGAUAAAAAACCACUGGAACUCCACGCUCCGCCGUCGUCUCACGGAGGCGCCGCUGACUCCUUCCCCCUUGAGUAUCGGGAAGCGUCCUCCAAAUGCGUAUGACGGUUAUAACGAUUUGUUAGAUCUCCGUUAUCCUUACAAACGGCCUUGUCUCGAAAAUAACGGUUCACGUGACGGUGAAGAAACGGUUACCGAAGAAGAAGACGCGGGGAAUGAUGUUGCGGUUAUAACCCCGUUAAGUUUGUUUCCACCUGGUGAGAAAUUGUUGAAAGAAGAAAAAGAGAAAAAAGAAGAGUUGAUUAACAGUAAUGUCAAGUUGUUGGGUAAUGAUAAUUUUAGGUCGUUUAUUCAGCGCAUGAUAGCAGAGGAAGUUAGGAAUUAUAUUGAUAACAUGCGCCUGGAUGGGUUUCAACAUGGAAAUGGGUUUGCUCCUGAUUCAACACAUCGAAAGUGA